Molecule: messenger RNA, 1460 nt
Organism: Triticum dicoccoides
Lineage: Eukaryota; Viridiplantae; Streptophyta; Magnoliopsida; Poales; Poaceae
Product: cysteine-rich receptor-like protein kinase 6
Exons: 2
Coding region: 54-899 (281 amino acids)
Source: RefSeq, a predicted model, not a curated record
CCCAAAAACCAUUGCGCCUCGUCUGACGGUGAUACGGGCGACCGCCGCACAACAUGGACAUACACCGCCGCUCCGUAUGCACUGCCGCCGUCGAGCUACUAUUAUUAUUAUCAUUUUCCAGCUUCCCAAAGCCGUCCGCCAGCUCCGCCGCCAGAGCCGAGCUCGUCACCUGGAAGUGCGACAACGGCACGUACUACGGGGAGAACUCCACCUACCAGUCCAACGUCCGCACCCUCCUCGCGUCCCUCGCCGCCAACGCCUCCCGCUCGUUAUUCCCGGUGGGCUUCGCCACCGCCGUCGUGGGCCCAAGCCCCGACAUGGUGUGGGGUCUGGGGCUCUGCCGCGGGGACACCACCAACGGCACCGAGUGCGCGUCCUCCUGCCUCGACCUCGCGCCGGAGGUCGCGUUCGGCAGGUGCAUGGGCGUCAAGGACGUGUCCAUCUUCUACGACCGCUGCACCGUCCGCUACUCUUUCCGGGACUUCCUCACCAGCCCGGACAACCGGCAGGUGCAGGUCUGGGGAGCCAGCGACGACUCCGUCGCCCCCCGGGACACCGGCCGGUUCGACGCGCUCGUAGCGAGCCUCGUCGGCGCGCUCUCCGACUGGGCGGCGUUCAACACGACGACCAGGUACGCCUCCGGGGUCAUGGUCUCCGACCAGGGCUUCCCGACCACCCCCAGCAAGGACUUGGUGCACAGGAUCAACGGCCUUGUGCAGUGCACGCCGGACCAGGCGCCGGGCCAGUGCCGCGAGUGCCUCCAGGGGCUCAUCGACGAGAUGCCGGCGGUGUUCAACGGCAGCGUUGGAGGGCGGAUCCUCGCGGUAUGGUGCAACCUCAGGUUCGAGGUGCACGAGUUCUACGACGGCAGCCCCAUGCUGAACCUCACCGCCCCGUAGCCAACGCCACCUACUUCUCCCGUCCGGUCCACACACCAGACUGCAGGGUCAGAUCGUGCGAAAGUUUUCAAAAGGAUCAAAACAUCAAAGUUGGCCUCUGCCCCUCAUUCCUCUACCUCGGACGCGCGUCGCUCUCUCGACUUCGGACACACGACUCCUGGAUCCCGACCCUGUUGUCCCCUGUGUCUGGUGGCGUGGGCUCGAGCAGGACCUUGGGGCGUCAGGGGUCUCUAGAAGGGCUAGUCGGGAUCCCCAUGCCGGAUUUGGUACAUGGUGCGCUGACCGUGAUCGUUCUCCCUCUAAGAAGAGGGCACGAGAGGGAUCCAGAGUGCCCUCCCCAUGCCACUGCCUGACGAGGUCCCCCGUGCUUAGGUGGAGCGGGUCCCAUCCUUGACUUAGGCUUGCGGAGCAAAAGUGCUGCAACUAUGGCAUCAAAGGCCACAACUGCUCCGAGUGCGACAGGUCUGCUGAUGCCUCAUGUGUAGGGAUGCUUCCCACUACGCGGCGGCGUGCAUCGUCAAGAUGCGUCCGACUGGCCUUGAGUUCCAUAGUUAGCUGCUG